AUGUCUACCUACCAAUUCCUUUCCGCGUUGGGCGGCGUUCUCCUGCUCUUUUUCGUCUACGACUCCAAAGCUAUUCCUGGAUUAUGGCAUGCCCGAAUUAUCGCAAUCCUCAUGAACCACCUUGUUUGGAAGCGCAAUCAAUCCUCCUCAGGCGAUGGUCCAUCCACCCUCUUUCGCCCCUUGCGGACCCGAUCCUAUUGCUCUCUGGCGGAAGUCGAUUUCAACCUCCACAAGUCUAACAGCACAUUCUACGCCGAUCUGGAUAUUAGCCGGAUCGAGUUACUACUGCUACUCUUCAAGGAUGUUAUUACACCAUUGUCUCCCCCAUCGAGAAAGCCCCACAGUGAAAGAGCCCACAAAAGUGACGAGAAACAAACCGGAAGCUUGAAACAUCUCACGCCUGCUCUCGGUGGCGUGUCGUGUAUCUUCCGAAGAGAGAUCAAGCCCUGGCAGCCGUAUGAUGUCGAGUCACGAAUUCUGUGCUGGGAUGACAAAUGGUUGUACAUUGUUAGCCAUUUCCUGAAGCCCGGUAUGGCGGGUUCGGAGGAAAAUGUUCUUGCGUCGGCUAUCUCGAAGUAUGUUUUCAAAAAGGGUCGACAGACGAUAGCACCAACGGAGGUUCUCCAGUUCCUACAAUUGUUGGAGGAUGGCGAUGAUGCUGAUGCUGAUGCUGAUGUCAACGCCAAUGCUGACGCUCACGCUGAUGCUGGCAUUGGACGGUCGGAAAUGGGGCCGAAGUUCACAGUCUCAAUGUCUUCGUUCUGGCUCCAUUCCAGAGCGGCGGCAGCAUGCCCGAUUGCUGUCGAAGAUACCUUUGGGCCUGUUGUCAACCAUGAGUGCAAAGAUGGCUUUGAUUUCACACUAUACUUCGAAGAGACAGUCCUUACACUGCCCGUGACGCUCUUCUUUCUCUUCUGGGCCUUGCCACGCAUUUACCACCUGAGACAACAGACGAUAAAGGUGCAGGGAGGAUAUCGGUAUUUCGUAAAGCUAGGUGGAUAUGCUCUGUUGGCCGUCCUCCAGCUAACCCUCGUCGGCCUCUGGGCAGCGCCGUCGGGAAAAACCACCCGAGCUACCGUCGCAACGGCAGUCGUGUCCUGGCUGGCUUCCAUCAUCUUCGGUAUUCUUUCGCACUAUGAGCAUAUCUGUACUAUCCGGCCUGCUACCAUCAACUGUGGCUACCUGUUUCUUUCGUCGAUCAUGUCAUUGGCCGAGACCCGCACAUUAUACUUUCUGGAGAAGAACCGAUCGAUUGCAGUUCUCUAUACGGUGACCUUGUGCAUAAAGGUGGUGUUGUUGAUUACUGAAACCAUGUCAAAGAGGUCCCUUUUAAGACGAAACUAUAGAGAUUCACCUCCAGAAUCGACCGUGGGGAUUCUGGGAGAAUGUCUCUUCUGCUGGCUCAACCCGCUCUUAAUGCUCGGCAAUCGCAUGGAUCUUACGGUUGAGCUGCUUCCCCCAAUCGAGGACUCACUUCGGUCUACGGGGCAUGGUGAAAGCGGGUUACAUGCGCUCUGGAGAAAGAGACCGAACCGGAAUUCCCCUCACAGUUUGCUGUGGGCAUGUUGUCGAUACUACUUGGUUCCAAUCCUGUUAGGCGUCUUCCCUCGAGCACUACAGGUGGCCUUCACGUUCGCGCAGCCCUUCCUGGUCGAAGCAACCACGACCUGGGUGGCCUCGAACGAGAUUACCCACCCCAAGGCACAGGGUUAUGCACUGAUUGGAGCGUUUGGAAUAGUCUACACGGGCAUUGCGGUUUCUACGGCCUUCGCCCAUCAUCAGGCAUAUCGAGUGGUCUCCAUGAUACGGGCAGAUCUGGUUGACAUGCUCUACAGUCACGUCAUGGUCAUGCGUGACAUUGACGUCGAAACCAGCGCCCCCGUUACGCUAAUGAGUGCAGAUAUGGAGCGUAUUUCAGGCGGCCUACACUACAUUCACGAUGCCUGGGCUUGUAUUGUCGAGAUUCCUAUUGCGCUCUAUUUGCUAUGGCGUCAGCUGGGGGUCGCCAGUAUCGCCCCGAUCAUCGUGGUGUUUAUUUGUAUGGCUUUGUCGUUGCUUAUAUCCGGACUGGCCGGCCCUCGCCAGCAGGUCUGGCUCGAGGCCAUUGAGAAACGUGUCGAUAUUACGGCAAAGGUUUUGGGAUCUGUAAAAGGAGUCCGCACGGCUGGAUUGACCGACAAGCUGUUCAACCUCGUCCAGACCAUGCGCGUUGAAGAAGUCAUCAAGUCCGAAAAAUUCCGUCGACUGCUGAUCCUGGUGGUGGGUGUGGCCUACAGCAACGUCACACUCUCCCCGCUGGCCUCGUUCACCAUCUACGCCCUCAUAGCACGUCAUAAAGGCGAUGAAACCCUGACGGCCGCCAAGGCGUUCACAUCGCUAACCUUAUUCACUCUUCUUGCCACUCCAAUCUCUAACCUGGUUGAAGCUGCAACGGGUGUCGCCACCGCAAUCGGCUCCAUUAAACGAGUGAACGAGUUUUUGCAGUCAGACCCACGAAGGGACGACGCACAUGAGCCCCGAGGGACUCGGAGCAACAUCAGCAUCCCCGCCAGCGUUUUGUCUAGCGCACUGACGGAGAUUGGAGUCGUCUACGACGGAAAGGGUAUGUCUGUUGUGGAAGGAGUGCCCAGUAUCUCCAGUCGCGAGAAGUUACCCUUGUACUACGAAGUCACUGGCCCAGUCUUUGUGGCAGAGGGCCGCAGCGCUGGCUGGGAAGAGAGUAAGCCAGCUGUCGUACAUGAUUUAACCUUUGAGAUUCAUCGAGGGACGGUGACAUUUGUCGUUGGGCCCGUCGGCUCUGGGAAGUCCACGUUUGUGCGUGCGUUGCUGCGAGAGACGCCCAUCUUUUCGGGAGGGUUGAAGGCUGAUCCUGACUCGAUUGCGUACUGCUCGCAGACACCAUGGUUAACAAACAAUACCAUCCAGGAGAAUAUCUUGGGAGAGUCACUUUUCGACCUGCGCUGGUAUAAUACUGUGAUCGAGGCGUGCGCCCUACAUGACGAUAUCCGCAAACAACCCAAUAGGGAUAAGACCAUGUUAGGGACCCAAGGCGCUAUUCUUAGUGGGGGGCAAAAGCAACGCGUGGCUCUGGCCCGGGCGGUAUACUCCAGAACAGAGACUAUUAUCCUGGACGACGUCUUCAGCGGACUGGACCGCACGACGGAGGAUGCGGUCUUCAAUGCGCUGUUGGCCCCAGGGGGACUUUUACGGAAGCUGGGUACGACGGUGAUCAUGACGACAAACAGUCCCUCUCGCCUCUCUGUUGCGGACCAUAUCAUCGCCCUGGGCCCAUCAGGAAACAUCAUGGAACAAGGAACAUACAAAGAGCUCCAUUCCCGAGCUGACAGUUAUAUUCGUAGUCUGGCAGUCCUACCGAAACGGAAGGCAACGGUCCAUCUGGAGGCCCCCGAGAUCCCGAUCCCAAGGGCCAGGGCCCGGAAUCGACUGUCUCAGAACCGGUUCUCGCAGCGGUUCUCCCAGAGGUUCUCUCAGCAAUUCUCCCAGCAAUUUUCUCAGCGUUUCUCCCAGCGGUUUUCUCAACAGUUCUCACAAGAUCAAUUUUCACAGGUACAGUUUGGACAAACUCAGCUCGUGCCAAACCGCCUCUCCCAAAAUCGGCUCUCUCAACAUCGCCUCUCAUUGGCGAGUCCAGAGGUUCAAUUAGAACCAACACCGCAGGAGGAUGGGCGACGGACGGGUGAUAUGUCCAUCUAUUGGUAUUAUGCCCAAGUCCUGGGAGUGUUCCGGUCAGCGGUUUUUGUUCUUUUGAUAAUGGCCUAUGUGGUUACCAUUACAUAUCCUUCCAUCUGGGUGGAGAAAUGGGCAAGUUCAAAUGUCGAUCAUCCCAACGAGAGACUGGGAUAUUGGCUCGGGAUUUAUGCAUUUAUCGCCGUGAUGGCCACUUCUACACUUGUCACUUCCUGCUGGCACCUGAUGGCGAAUUUGGUAGCUCGUGGUGCCCGAAAUAUGCAUGCUGAGCUCCUGAAGAGUGUUCUAGAUGCCCCGAUGUCAUUUUUCCAGACCACCGAUCUAGGCAACACGACGAACCGAUUCAGCCAGGACCUGCAGCUGAUCGACAUGGAGCUCCCCCUCUCUGUCCUGAAUACUAUCCUUACCUUCUUCACCUGUGUUGCCCAAAUGGUGGUGAUUUGCACCGCUACGGGCUACAUCGCCGCCACCAUCCCAGCUUGUAUAAUCGCCUUUUAUUUUACCCAACGGUUUUACCUUCGCACCUCCCGACAGAUCCGAUAUUUAGAUAUCGAAGCCAAAGCCCCGCUGGUCUCCCACUUCUUGGAAAGUCUGAGUGGCCUGUCCACCAUCCGGAGCUACAAGUGGGAACACCAUUACCGCCGACGCAACAGUAAAUUGCUCAACGAUUCCCAGAAGCCCUUCUAUCUGCUUUUCGCCAUUCAACGCUGGCUCGAACUGGUCAUUGCCCUGAUGGUGGCCGGAUUUGCCGUCGUCCUUGUAUCCAUAGCGGUCGCCACGCGAGGGAAAGUUAGCGCGAGCUUCAUUGGAUUGGCACUACUGAAUAUCGUUACCUUUACCGAGAAUUUGCAGGGUCUAAUCAAACAAUGGACAGUUUUGGAGACAUCCAUUGGGGCAGUGGCACGAAUUCGGAACUUCAAGUCUACUAUUGAGUCGGAGCACUUGGAAGACGAGACAGCGGUGCCUCCCCCAGACUGGCCAGCCCAAGGAGCAAUUGAGUUCACCAAUGUGGUGGCUUCCUACAAGAACUCCUGGACUCGUGCACUCGAUAAUAUUUCUCUAUCAAUUAAGCCAGGCACCAAGGUUGGGAUCUGUGGCCGCUCCGGAAGUGGGAAGUCUUCGCUAGUAUCCUCACUGUUCCGCCUCAUUGAACUAACCAGCGGCACGAUCAACAUUGACGGGCUAGACAUCUCUCUGCUGGGCCGCAACCACCUGCGCGCUCAGCUGAAUUGUAUCCCCCAGGAGCCAUUCCUCUUGCCCGGCUGUUCCGUUCGCCUCAACGUGGAUCCUGGCAUUGCAAUCCAUGACGACAUCAUUAUUGAUGCCUUGAAGAAGGUUCAACUCUGGGAUGCGGUUCGAGAGCUCGGUGGCUUAGAUGCUACAAUUACGCCUGAUACCUUCUCCCCGGGUCAGAAGCAACUCCUCUGCUUCGCCCGCGCGAUGGUACGACCAGAGGGGAAGAUUCUCGUCCUCGAUGAGGCGACAAGCAGCAUUGACACCAAAACGGAUGACCUCAUCCAGUCGCUCAUCCGGAGUGAAUUUGCCGAUCAUACUGUCAUCGCCAUUGCACAUCGACUGGAAACCAUUGUGGAUUUCGAUGAGAUUAUUGUCGUUGAUGCCGGGCGCGUCGAAGAGCAAGGUCCGCCGGCGGUUCUGCUCGAGCGCGGAGGGGCGUUUGCGGAGUUAUACUGGGAUAAGGACCGGAGUUCGGAUAGGACUCCCUUAAGACUUUAG
Messenger RNA from Aspergillus pseudotamarii, 5442 nucleotides. RefSeq lists its product as uncharacterized. The record is from RefSeq and is a predicted model, not a curated record. Gene Ontology annotation, molecular function: ATP hydrolysis activity; ABC-type transporter activity; ATP binding. Gene Ontology annotation, cellular component: membrane. The coding region runs from base 1 to 5442 and encodes 1813 amino acids. The transcript has 16 exons. Lineage: Eukaryota; Fungi; Ascomycota; Eurotiomycetes; Eurotiales; Aspergillaceae. Gene Ontology annotation, biological process: transmembrane transport.